This is a messenger RNA of Drosophila teissieri, 5842 nucleotides long. It is a transcript of the gene Ae2, whose product is annotated as anion exchange protein 3. Gene Ontology annotation, biological process: monoatomic anion transport; bicarbonate transport; transmembrane transport. Gene Ontology annotation, cellular component: plasma membrane. Lineage: Eukaryota; Metazoa; Arthropoda; Insecta; Diptera; Drosophilidae. The record is from RefSeq and is a predicted model, not a curated record. The coding region runs from base 871 to 4689 and encodes 1272 amino acids. The transcript has 14 exons. Gene Ontology annotation, molecular function: monoatomic anion transmembrane transporter activity; solute:inorganic anion antiporter activity.
AAUCAUUACGUUCGGAAACGUGCUGCUGCUCGCACGGAAACACAGAAACUGCGGAUAAAAGGCGGAUAAUAUUUUUAGAGCUCGCCGCCAAGUUCAAGUUUGCGACGAAACACAGAAAGUCGUAAAACGUACGCGAAAUACAUAUAAGAAAAUACAGAGUAAAAAGUAUAGAAAACUAUACAAAGGUUCCACCACCACCGUGCGCGCACGCAACAAUAACAACAACAACUACGACAAAGAAGCGCCGUUGUUAUUGUUGCCCUUUCCUGCCAAUUUUUGCGUGUUUCGUCAUUGCCCUCUGCUUUAUCGUCUGUUGUUUUUAUCGACGCGUUCGCUCCCGGUCUUCUUUCUUCCUCUCCAGCCAGCACGCGUGUGUGUGUUUGUGUGUGUGUUUCGCCCCCAAAAUAUAUCGCGCUCUCGCUCUGUCUUCCUCCGUUCAAUUGGUUUGUUGUCAGCGCCGCGUAAAAUUAAAACAAAAAAAAUAAAUCUUUAAAAUUAAAAAAAAGAGGCAAAACAUAAAAGCAGGAAGUUGACUCCGCAAGAUCAAGGUUGAAGAAAAACCCUUUAUGCCAAUCAACGAGCUGUGUCUGAGGCACAGUGGAAAAUUUUCGAAUUUCGCCAAGCAGCGACGUCAUCAGUGCUCGCAUUUGUUGUUGUUGUUGGCGCCCGUGGCCGAGUAAAAGGGCGUUGAAUUCGCUGCCCCGAAUGCCGAGAUUCUUGGAGCAUCCACAGUGGCCGCAGCAAAUUACCAAGCUCACCAUCACCCCGAUGCCAUUGCAUUGCCUGAUCAUCAAAUAAGCGCCUUUAAGAACCCCUAUAUCCUGGGAUUGGAUCCAAAUUAAACCAAAACUUUAAAAAGCAACACUCAAGAUGAGCUUCAGUUCGGCCAGCGGCAGGGAGAAUAAUGUCCGCAAACUAUCCUUCCUGGGCUUUAAUACCAAAAAGAAGUCCGGCAAUGAGGAUCCCGACGAGGUGCUGCUGGACUCGGAAAUGGACAAGGUCUUUGCCGGCAACAGUGCGCGCAAGGACAAGUUCGAUGUGAACACCUUUCAGGACAACUCCCAACUGCCCAUUGGAUCCCGCAAAAAGAAUAGCAUUCGCACAAACGAUCUGAACAUCGAGGAGGACUCGGAGUACGAGAGCCAAACGGAGCCUUUGAACAAUGCACAAAACUACGAUGACAUCCCCGAGGACUUCCCGCUAGUCUCGGAGAGAGCCGGACACGGCGACCACUCGGACAACUCGGUGGACGAGAAGCACGUCCAGUUUGGUGGCAAAAAGAAGAUUGUCAUCACACCGCCCAGUUUGAGCUAUGAUGAACAGCCCACGGAUCAAUCGCACGAACGUAAACGCAGAAGAAGCCGCCAUCAGUAUUAUAGACAUCGUAAAUUCUCACAUCAGGACAGCGUGGAAUCCAAAAACAAGCUCGAGGAAAACGGUGAUGCAGGUGCGCGUCGCAUCUCUGUGCAGCCUGAGGACACGGCAUUGGAGGAGGCUGAUCUCAACGAGCUGAGAUCACAUCGUUCGGACGACCCGCGUGCCCUGCGCCGCCAUAAGAUCCAUCACUCAUCCAUCAAGUUGCGCGAAUUGCCCCAAAUAACGAUUUCCCCCUUCACCAACAAGAAGCCCGAAGUGGACCACAGUCCUCAUGAGAUCUUUGUGCAAUUGGAUGAGCUCACGGGCGUGGGCGAGGAUCGCGAAUGGAAGGAGACGGCUCGCUGGAUCAAAUAUGAGGAGGACGUGGAGGAGGGCUCCGAUCGCUGGGGCAAGCCCCAUGUUGCCUCCCUCUCCUUCCACUCGCUGCUCAAUUUGCGUCGCUGCCUGGAAACGGGCGUUGUCCUGCUCGAUCUCAACGAGAAGGACCUGCCUGCCGUGGCCUACCGCGUGGUAGAACAGAUGGUGAUCGAGGACUUGAUUGACAUAAACGACAAGCCGUCGGUGAUGCGUUCGCUGCUCCUGCGCCAUCGCCAUGUCAACGAACACCAGGGUGUGCUGCCCUUCACCAAGAGGAAGUACAACAGCUACACCAGCCUGCAGUUUCUAUGGAUGGGUGCGGACUCCUCGCACCAGCCGUUCCAGCAGGCGCAGCCACCACCUCGCAACCUGGCCAAGGCCAGGAGGAGCAUCUGCGUCACCUCCAGCGCUCCGCCCAACGCGGCGAUGCUCAACGUGGCCACAGCCACCGCUGCAGCGGCAGCCAUUGAUCACCGGCGCCACUCCACGAUGUCCUACCUGGGUAAUUUGUCUGGAGGCACGGAUGACAAGAAGAUCAAGAUAAUGCCGGCCGCCGAAAUUGGAGGCAGCAAGCGCAGCAAUGAGCUUAAGAUCGACAUGAAGGACGAUAUGUACUCCUCGUCACAGGAGGAUCUCAAGAAGCUGCAAAAUGACACCAUCCUCAAGAGGAUUCCAGCGGGUGCUGAAGCCACCACAGUGCUGGUUGGUGCUGUCGAGUUCCUGGAGCAGCCCACCAUUGCCUUUGUCCGUCUGUCGGAGGGUGUUCUGAUGCCCACGUUGACCGAGGUUCCUGUCCCAGUGAGAUUCAUGUUUGUGCUUUUGGGACCUCGCAACUUCGAUUUGGACUACCAUGAAGUGGGUCGUUCCAUCUCCACGCUGAUGGCUAACGAGCACUUCCACUCCAUUGCCUACAAAGCUGAUGAUCGCAAGGAUCUGCUAUCGGCCAUCAAUGAGUUCCUGGACGAUUCCAUCGUCCUGCCGCCCGGUAAUUGGGAUCGCCACGAUCUCUUGCCCUUCGAAGAGUUGAAGGCCAAGAAGGAUUGGAUUCGCACGCGAAAGAUCAAGGCGCUGCAGGUGAAGCGAGACAGUGAGAUGAUUAAGAUUGGCAAGGAUGAGGAGAAGGCAUUGCUGGAGAAGCAAACCCUGGGAGCCAUUGGAUUUACAAUUGGCGGAGGAGAUGGUGGUGGUGAUGGCGACUCCGAUGAUGACAAUGGCCGAAAGAAGAAGAAACCUAGUCCCCUAGAGAAAACUGGACGUCUUUGGGGUGGUUUGAGGAACGAUCUGAAACGCAGAAUGCCCAUGUACAAGAGUGAUAUACUCGAUGGCCUGAACACCGAAACCCUGGCUGCCACCAUCUUUAUGUAUUUCGCCUGCCUCUCAACGGCUAUCACAUUUGGAGGUCUUGUUUCCGCUAAGACAAACAGCUGGAUUGGUAUCUCGGAGACGCUGAUCUCGUGCUCCCUGGUGGGCAUUGUCUUCCAUUGUCUGUCCUGCCAACCACUCGUGAUCAUCGGAACCACCGGACCACUGCUGCUCUUCGACGAAGCCCUCAUGGUGUUCUGUACGCAACAUGAGUUUGAUUUCUUGUCCUUAAGGGUUUACGUUGGAGUAUGGCUGAUUAUAAUAGCCCUGACUGUAUCCGCCUUCGAGGGCAGCGUGUAUGUGCGUCUCCUAACGAGAUUCACUCAGGAGAUAUUCUCGGCCCUGAUCACGCUCAUCUAUAUUGUGGAAACAUUCAUGAAACUGAUUUCGAUCUACAAGGAAAAUCCCCUGCUUUCUGACUACAAUCUCCCUCCGCCCACGUUGGUCGCCCACGAACAUGCCACCAAUGGAAGCCUACUCAAUGCGACGGCGAGUGUUACAGCGAAUAUUACGCAGAUGGUGAUGAACAUAUCCACGACAGCCAUGCCCAUUGGUCCGCCACCAUUGCCCAAAAAUCAGCCGAAUACCGCUUUAUUCUGCACCAUCUUGACAUUGGCCACUUUCGUGGUUGCCUACUACCUGAAGCUCUUCCGUAAUUCCCACUUCUUGGGUCGUAAUGCUCGUCGUGCCAUCGGCGAUUUCGGUGUACCAAUUUCCAUUGCCAUAUUCGUGCUGGUGGACUACCUGGUGCCGGCUGUGUACACGGAGAAACUGGUGGUUCCGGAGGGUCUGUCGCCCAGCGAUCCCUCCAAGCGUGGCUGGUACAUCGGCUUCGAUACCUCCUCCACGUGGAUACCAUUCGCUUGUGUGAUACCUGCCCUGCUCGUUUAUAUCCUCAUCUUUAUGGAGUCGCAGAUCUCCGAGCUUAUUGUGGAUAAACCUGAUCGUGGCUUAAAGAAGGGUUCUGGCCUCCACUGGGAUAUUGUGCUGCUUUGCCUGCUCAACUGCGCCUGUGGCAUAUUUGGAAUGCCCUGGCAUUGUGCCGCCACUGUGAGAUCCGUGACUCACGUGUCCUCCGUCACCAUUAUGUCACGCACGCAUGCUCCUGGUGAAUCGCCCAGGAUCGUUGAUGUUAAGGAGCAGCGCCUGUCCGGAUUCUUUGUAUGCCUGAUGAUUGGUCUGUCGGUGCUGAUGGCUCCGCUCCUUCGGCUGAUUCCCAUGGCCGUGCUCUUUGGAGUCUUCUUGUACAUGGGAGUGGCCUCCAUGAGCGGAGUGCAGUUGUUCGAACGAAUAAGACUGUAUUUCAUGCCGGUGAAGCACUAUCCACCCACACCAUAUGUGAAGCGAUUGCGUCCUUGGAAGCUGCAUCUAUUUACCACCAUCCAGGUGCUGUGCCUGGUACUCCUCUGGUCUGUGAAGUCGUCUCAAUUCUCGCUGGCUUUCCCCUUCUUCCUGAUUAUGAUGGUGCCCAUACGGCAAAAUUUGACAAAACUCUAUAAACCAGAGGAAAUUGAAGCGUUGGAUGGCAGCGAGAUGAAGAAGAACGACGACGACGAGCCCGAUUUCUAUGAACAAACCAACAUACCAGCAUAGGAUUGGAUUGUUGGGAACUUAAUUAGUGUUAGAUUGAAAGUAUUAAAGCCAAGCCAAGUUUUACGCUGGCCCAAAAACAAAAUCACAAUAGCAAAUGAAAGAGCAAAGCAAGGAAAAACAAAACUAAAACAAUACAAAUACAAAUGCGAUAUAUUUGUGUGGUGUGAAAGCGUUAACGAACUACCUGCAAUUAGUAUUUAGAGACAAGCCACACACAAAUCUACACACACACCUGAAUAACCCAGAGCAUAUAUAGCAUUAUACAUAUUUGUAUAAUAUAUAUUUGCGGGGUCUGCACUUUGUGAUUGAAAGCGGUUGAAGCUGCAGAAGAAGGCGGAAUCGUGUACCUAACUUGCAACUGAAAUCAAGAGACAAAUUAGAUUAUUAGCCAGAAUGACUUGGUGGAGCAGAGAACAAAAAUCAUAUUUUUGAGGCCAACAAAAUUGGUUGCUGGUUUAUCAAAUGUUCAAAUCGUUACCUCUGACUUGUCAGAAUUAGACAAAAAUAUCCUUCCCACGGAAAGGAGCGUCACACAAUGAUUGCAUCACACGCAAAAGAAACCAACGAGAGGAACAAAUUAUGAACUCCGUUGGAGACUCGCAUGUAUUAUUAGCAAUAAUUGCAUUUGCAUAUACACAAAACUAUUAUAAACUUGGCUUAGACCUAUCAAAUCGAAGCAAUCCCAGCGUGGAAAACUAAGAGAAAACCCGUAAACUAUUUAACUUCAACUGGCGUAGUGAUAAUUAGUGUCAAACACACACAAAAACCUCCCCCUUAAGAUCGAACGAACAAUUGUUUAUAACAAAAUCGUUUUAAGCACUUCAACCGAAGCUUUCUUUUAAAGUAAAUGCUUUGCGCUUGAAGUGGCCGCUGUAACUUUGCCUUCUAUGUACUUGUAGUCAGGUUAUUGAAAAACUAAAAAACACAAAAAUCCAACACACACAAACACAUUGUACUUAUACAUGACUAUGUUAUAUACACCCGCAUAUACUAUAUGGUUCGAUUCAAUGAUUAUUUGUUCGGAGCAGCGUUGAGCUGAGGCCAAACCCAAACUAUUUUUAUGUAACUUGUAUGUAUGAACUUGUACUUAUUUCUAAGUAGUUGUUGUCUAGUAUUGUUUAUUCAAAUUCAAAUAAAAUAUGAAAAUCCCAAA